Molecule: messenger RNA, 3072 nt
Organism: Synchytrium microbalum
Lineage: Eukaryota; Fungi; Chytridiomycota; Chytridiomycetes; Synchytriales; Synchytriaceae
Exons: 13
Coding region: 1-3072 (1023 amino acids)
Biological process (GO): nucleocytoplasmic transport
Cellular component (GO): nuclear pore
Molecular function (GO): protein binding
Source: RefSeq, a predicted model, not a curated record
AUGCUUGAAAAGGGGUACCAGAUAUCCACCUUCAAAGUCCCUUACUCUCGCGAUGCAGACAUCAGACCAUCUCCCAGCAUGGUGUUGCAACAAAAGAAUCCCGACUUUUGGAAUUGGUUUGAUUUCAAGUAUGUAGUCACGGCCACUGUCGGAUUUUUUGUGUUAUUGGCACCCGUAUCAACUCAUAGUUUGGAUAGGAAACAAGAACUGUUGGAACAGCUCAAAUCAUAUCCAUCAAUGAAACAAGCUUUACACCUUCAAGAUAUCUGUUGGACGAUUCUCAUGGACCUUGUUCGAAAGCUGCCACCGUCUUUGAACUUUGCUGUUGGAGAUGAAUACUAUGAAGACUUACUCGUCAUAUUGCAACGUGCACCUCUGAAGACGAUUCGAUGGCAUCGUUACAGAAGUGCUUUUAGUCUUGUGCAUCGACAAGACAUGAUAUUCUUGUAUGAUGUGCUGCCUGAAGACAAGGAAAUCAGAGCACCAUUGAUGCUUGCGAAUUCUCUACAAAAGGAUGUCACAGCCGUAGAAUGGAAGCCCAAGUCAGGUUCAGUUUUAGCUGUUGCUUGCAGGACGGGAGUGUGUCUAUGGCGAAUCAAAUAUCCACCACCAAAGGCAGCCACUCCAUUCACAGCAUCACAACCUCCACUCUUUGAAUCAACGACUCCCACAGAAAUGGAAUUCCUCUCAUAUGCUCAAUCUGGUCAAUUCACAUCAUUGUCAUGGUCUCCUGAUGGUCAAAUGUUGGUGGGAGCGUCAGCUACUAGUCCGAUGAUGGUUGUGUGGGAUUUCAUGUCUGUUGGAACACCAAUACGACCUCCUGGUGGUGGUGGAACGAAAUUUGUUGCAUUCAGUCCUGAUGGACAAUAUUUGUUGCAGAUUUGCAUAUUGUCAAAGAUGUGGAUAUGGGAAACCACGAAAUGGACUUGUGUGGAAUUGGUGGUCAGAUCUCCAUGUCAAUGCGCUGUAUGGACCCCGACUGGAAACAGAAUCAUCUUUGCAUUACAAGGAGAUUCUUCGCUAUAUGCCGUCUCUGUUGAAAAGGGUCCUCCAUUGACUACUCGACUCAUCAUACCUGAACGAACUGCAAACUUCAAAUUCGGCAGACAUGGACGAUUGACACCGUCAAAGAAGGAAGUGAUUGUAGGAGGGCCUAUUGAAGGUCUUGCUAUGGAUCCGUCAGGAAGUCGACUGGCAAUAUCAUUUGUGGAAUCUGAGCUGGUCUUGUUGGCUCGAAUGGAAUUUGCCAGUGGCAUCCCAGACUAUUUUCCACUUGGUUUCAUUCGUGGUCCAUAUUGGGAUGCAGCAGACACAGCUAUACCAGCAUCGCCGUACCAACCGAAUAUCAAGGGCGCCAGUAUCUCUCGGGACUUGGUACCAGGUCCCCAUGCUCUUUUGUCGUUUGCAAGCUAUCAAGGAGUGGUCGUUCUCAGUUUGGCGUGGGAGGAUGGAACAGUGCAAUUGGUUGAUUCUUCAGCUGGUAGUCUUCAGUUGUCAAACAUUCCUGCCGUCCUGCCGGCUCGUUUAGAACUAAUCUCUUUCGUAAUGCUCUCUCACAUCGUUGAUGAAAACCGUUUUGAUUUUCCCGUCGAAAUUAUCGAGGCAAUCUUGGAGAAAGCUACAAAGGAGGACGGUAGCAAAGACUGGAAGUGUCUAUAUUCAUGUGCUCUGGUCUCAAAGACAUGGAAUGAAUGUACACUCCGUUUGCUAUAUGAAACGAUUCCACCACGUCACGAUUCUUUAUGGUGCAGUUACCUCCCGCUGGACUUGAUACUGGCAAAUCGAAAUGCAUUUGGUCAAGAUGCUCUUAAGCAUGUGAAGAGACUGGAAUAUCAAGGUGAUGCUCAUGUUCUGACUCAUUUUGGACCAAUACGGCACCUUACAGUGUUGCAGCUCACAUUGGAUCAAGAUCAACUCAAAGAACUUUUUGAACGGUGCAACAUACUCUUCGUCAAAGUAUCACUUCGGGCUGCUGAUACGCUUGCUCAGGCUCGGAAUUUGAGCCAUUUAUACUAUCACUCUCCCGAUGACGAUGAGGAGGAUAUCGAUGAAGCACUGAUCGCCCGCUUCAUGGCUAAUAAUCCAAAUGUCAAAAUCAAGCUUGAUGUAGAUGUUAGCUUCAGGCCAAGUGGACCACUACUGAAAACGAUACGGUGUUUGAAAAUCCAUACCUUUGAAUGUGAACUCCCGGUGCAAUGCGCUUUGGAUGCAUUACGAGCAUCAAGCUCGCAAACUCUGGAAGUAUUUAGAUGUAAAGCAUCUUCAUUUAGGAAAUCGUCUCUGUCUCGUAAACAUGUAUACGAAGCUCGCGACUGGGACUUUAUGGCAUUCCCGAACUUGAAGAAGGUCACCAUGAAUUUUGAUGCAGGGCUAGUAAAUUACCAUCAUAUAUUCUUUGGAUCUUUAGCAUCUGAAGACAUAGCAGCCAAACUGGAGUAUCUGGAUGUAUAUCUAGGAGAUCCGAAAGUGUUGAGGAAGGCUAGCUAUGUCGUUGACAAACUGAUUGAACGCCAUGCUCGAAGUCUCAAGACCUUGAAAAUGACCGAUAUACCCGAAUCCAUAUAUACCUAUAACUUUGGGCAUCUUGAACGGCUCAAAGUACCAUCCAACACCCUCGAAAUUAUGAUGCUGCUUCGAGGUCAUGGCAGACAUCUUACGAAUUUGGAUAUUGGUGAAUGGCGGAAUCAUGAGGAUAUUGAAUUACUCACAGUAGAUGCCAUAGUACAAAGUUGUCCCAAACUGGUCGAUAUAUCGAUACCAUAUGGGAAGACCGGCAUCAGUGAGACUGACGUGGAGUUGAUGGCAACUGAACUCCAGAGUCUUCGAUAUCUAACGCUGCAUAUGCCAUACACGGAACCCGUAGAACUCUUGAAGCAGUCAAUGGAACUCAUAGCUACUAGAAGAUCGAAAGAAGGAUUUAGGGUGUGCCUGAACUUGAGUGGAUGGAGAAUGGAUGAUCGGACUCGAGUACAUAUCUAUCGGUUGUCAAAGAGAACCGUGUUUGUAUCUAGCAGGAAGACCCCUUGCCCUCAUAAUGCUGCUCGUGCUCUUCAAGCUAUGAAUCGGAUAUGA